This is a messenger RNA of Pistacia vera, 1087 nucleotides long. RefSeq lists its product as uncharacterized. Gene Ontology annotation, biological process: regulation of gene expression. The coding region runs from base 256 to 801 and encodes 181 amino acids. Gene Ontology annotation, molecular function: mRNA binding. The record is from RefSeq and is a predicted model, not a curated record. Gene Ontology annotation, cellular component: cytoplasm; nucleus. Lineage: Eukaryota; Viridiplantae; Streptophyta; Magnoliopsida; Sapindales; Anacardiaceae. The transcript has 2 exons.
AUAUUUUCUUAUUCUUAAGAGCCCAAAUGGAGAUUGGCCUAACCGAGUUCCGGCUUGUCCGGUCCGCCGCAGUCGGGAGAUCGGAGUCCACCAUCAGCCACCUUCAGUCUCAAAACGGGAGCCAAAAUCUGCGUACUUGACGACCCUUCUUGUGAAGAUUGCAUAAUCGUAAUAACUUUAGUCUUUAGACCCCGCAACCAAUAAAGAUCAUUAUAAUGUUAACAGAGAAGUAGUAGAAGAAGAAGAAGAAGAGUCAUGGACGCGGAGCAAAGGGCACUGGUGAGAGUGUAUGAGAGAAUGGUGAAGGGCGAAGCCGGAGAGAAAAAUGAACAAGCGGAAGAAGUGACGUGUAAGAUGAUAGUUGGAAGAGGGUUUGGUAAAGUUGUGGAAAAGAUUGAGAGUAAGAGUGGAGGUGGUACUCAAGUUAGGGUUUUUGCCGAAGAUCAAAUACCGGGUUCGGGUUCUGAUGAAUUGGUUCAGAUAACAGGAAGCUUUUCAGCUGUAAAGAAAACACUUUUGUCUGUUUCGAGUUGUGCUCAAGAUAGAGCUAGAGUAGAUGCGGCCAACACUAAUGUAACAAAACCUCCAGGGAUGCUGCACCAUGGAAAUCCUAUGCCCACGUCAGUGGAGCCAUUUCAUCAGAGAGGUUAUGGUCCUGGUUUUCAUUCAAGGGGUUAUUCUUCUGGUCUAGGGCCUGAGAGUCUUGGAGCACACAACAGGAUGUAUUUUGAAGAGGAUGUUGUCUUUAAGCUGUUGUGCCAUCUUGACAAAGUUGGCAGUUUGACAGGGAAAGGUGAUUAAUAGUUCGGACUUUUCAAAAUGAAACUGGUGCAUCAAUCAAGAUUGCAGAUAUUGUGCCCAAUUCAGAUGAGAGGGUGGUUUUGAUAUCUGCACGAAGGCAUGGGAACUUAACAGUCUCUGAAUUUUACUCCUUCAGUACUCUGUGGAGAGCUGCAAUGUUCUUUUAUUUUUGCUAACUAGGGAGCUUUUUGUGUUUGAUUACUAAUGCAAAAACUUUUGGAACUUUGGGCUGAAUUUCUGGUAAAUUAAUGGGAAUUUUGUCAUGGUCAGAAUAUUAAGCCAUCAA